This is a messenger RNA of Cetraspora pellucida, 1974 nucleotides long. Lineage: Eukaryota; Fungi; Glomeromycota; Glomeromycetes; Diversisporales; Gigasporaceae. The record is from the annotation of a GenBank genome assembly.
AUGGUAUAUUUUGCAACAUCCACUUUUAAAAACUACUUGUUUAAAAUCACAGAGCCAUUUAAAACAACACAAUUAAUUGAUGAAAAAUUAAUUGAGCUUGACUAUGUAGAUGCUUGUGGUAAACAGAAAUCAGCGAAUCAUAUUGAUGACAUUCUAAAACUUACAGCUAAAGGUCAAGAAUAUGUUGAACAAAUUCGAACCAGACUUAAAAAAGAUAAACUAUGCUGGUCAUGGAUUUUGUAUUAUGCUGGUGAUGGAAAAACUUGUCAACAUCAAUGUGGCAGUAUUGGAGAAUGUGUGUUAAAUUGUCCAAAUUACAAUUUAGCUAAUAAUUUAAAAAAUAGAAAUGAUAUGCAUCAUUGUUCAGUUCAGGUUCAUUCUUUUUCGUGGUUAUCAUAUCUUAAUUCAAGUCAUCAGCUUCGAAUUAAAAUUGAAGGAACACAUUACCCUUCUAAUAUGUUAAUUACUAAGACACCACAAGUUACAAGACUUAAUUUAAUGCAUCAAGUUCGGGAUCAAAUUACUAUUAGUCAUCGUGCAGAUCAUCAAUCAGCAAAAACUAUUAAAGGAAAAUUAUUAUAUUCAUUAAAUGGUGCCAAUGAAGAAGAAUUAAGCAAAGCACUAUUAAAUACUAGAGAAAUUUGUGAUAGUAAAAAAUUAAAAAGAUUCAUCAUUUGUGAAGAUAGAAGACUAAAGGAUAAUGCAGGGCUGUGGACAAUCCUUCAUUAUUUGAUUGAAGAAAUUUUAAAACCUAAAGGCUAUAUCUUAUACUAUCAACAACCGGAUUUAUCUAAACCUGAAGUAGUCGAAAAUAACGCAAGACAUGGAACUCCAUUGACAUUUGAUAUAUAUACAAUUGCAUUGGGGUUUAAAAUUGUGGGCUGGUGCCAUACUGAAGAAAAAGCAUUUGAAAUGACAAAUUAUUACAAGAAUUUUUUUAUUGCUCUUCCACUUACUCAAGAACAAAAAACCUUAUUAACUAAGGAUUUAGAUAAUAAUUGGAUGUGUGACGAAUGGAGAUUACAAUUUAUUGAUGCUGGUCAUCUUCCAAUUAAUAAUCAAAAAAAAUUAAUGACUACCAAUAAUUUUACUGAAAGAAUGAACUGUAUGAUUGAAUCUCAAUCAUCUGGAAAACAAACAGUUGUAACAUUCAUUGAACGGUUAUACAGAGUAAAAUUAAUAAGUAAAAAUUUAAAUAAACAAGGAACAGGCCAAAUAACUUAUGAAGCAGGAUUGGUUACACUUUUUAAUGCACAAUUGAUUGAACAGCAAAAUGAACUAUCUAAAAUAAUCUUUGAUAUGAAUCGACGUUUAAAUCAAGGAAGGCUGUAUUUUCUCUUAGGCUUGGUUGAACAAUCCGAUGAUCCUAAUUAUUAUUACAUUAAAAAAUGUCAUGAAUUAGAAAUUAUUGAUUUAUAUUGCAAUGAAGAACUAAUUGAAUUAGAAAAGGAAAAUAUUACUUAUCUUCAACCAAUGAUAGAGCAAUUAACUAAUAAUUUCAGCAUUGCACCACAGUUAAACAAAAAACAAUCAAUAAACAAUGGGUCAUCUCCAAAACUAUUAGCAAAACCACACAAACCUAGCUGUAUUCUUCGUUCAAUCCAACUUCAAGAUAUGGAUUAUGAAAGCCUAUCAUCUUCAGUUCAAAAGAGAACAACAAGUAUAAGAAAGACAAAACAAAAGAUUAAAUGUCAACAUAAUGAAAUGUCUUAUCCAAGUUUCGAAACAACCUCAACUUCAACCUCACAAACUAUUAAUGAACACUUAGUAAUUGUAACACCUGAACCACAAAAUGUGACUCUUCAACAGUCAUCUAACAUGCAUCCUAUUGUUACUUCUCAAUUGCAACCCAUGAUACUUGAAACUUACCAGUCUAUUUCAACUACAAAUCCUCAACUUAUAGGUGACCCAGAAACACUAACAUACAAAUUAGACCUGGCAUGUCAAUAUGUUUUGAAUGUUAUUAAGUGCUAA